UUCCACAACGCGUGCGUAACGUAUGUAUGCGACCCCAGAACGGACUGCUCCCUGCUGAUCUCAUCGGUUAAUGGACUAAUGAAAGGAUGAGGGUUUGAGAAAACACCUUAUUGUUACCGAAUACCGUGAAGCCAGUGUAAUGCGAUAGUGAAAAGAUAUUGUCUCUCUCGCCACGCGCAUGGCGCGUUAGGGGAAACUGCAGGCUACAGCUGUCUGUCCGGUCAGCUGUUUUUAUUUACCGAGAGACAGCAGCAUCAAUAGGAGGGCACGAGACCGCAGACUAGUCUAUACCGGCGCCCCGGACCCCCACAGACCAGACCACCAGGACUAAGAGAGAGGAGGGCAGAGAGAGAGAGAGGAUGGAGUUUAAGCAGCUGGUGGAGGUGGCGGAGAAAUGGUGUUCGUCUGUUCCGUUCGAUCUGAUCUUUGCGGAGGAGGAUGAUGAGAGGAGACUGGACUUCUACGCAGAACCGGGAAUCUCCUUCUAUGUCCUUUGUCCCGAUAACAUGACGGGAGGGACCGAGAAUUUCCAUGUAUGGAGUGAGAGUGAGGACUGCCUGCCGUUCCUACAGCUAGCCCAGGACUACAUCUCCUCCUGCGGGAAGAAAACACUGCUAGAGGUCUUGGACAAAGUCUUCACUUCCUUUAGACCUUUGCUGGGUCUACCAGACAUAGAUGAUGAGACGUUUGAGCAGUACCAUGCAGGCAUGGAGGAGGAACCAGAGCCGGACCACCAGCAGAUGGGAGUCAGCCAGCAGUGAUGCCUACAGAAGAGGUGUCCGACCGGGCCACAAUAAUUACCCACACCUCUGGUUUCAUCCCCUGCAUCAAUACACAGGCCCAACGACCCUGUAGCGACUAUACAAAGUCAUAAUGUAUACUCAGAUUCAUAAUGUACACAUACACACACAUACAGGACAGCCGGACAGCCAGCCUGCUGAAAUGUACCAUUGCGUUCUUUAACUUAUCAAAAGCUUUGCUCUCCAGAUAUUGCACUCCUUCUCAUGUCACACGCAUACACACACACGCACACACACACACACACACACACACACACACACACACACACACACACACACACACACACACACACACACACACACACACACACACACACAGCUGUGUCAUACAACAUUAUUAUUAAUGUCAUUCAUACAGCAGGCUACAACAUUACUAUAGUUUAUAUUACUAACCUCCACCAUGCUGGUUCUAGCAUGAUAAGCAUGACACUCUCCAACCUUGCUCAGCAUAUCCACCUAAAGACAAACAAUCAACUAGUCUAGCAGCAACAACAUACUCCCUCCCCAGCCUGGCCACCCAGACAUAGCAGAGCACUGUCACUGUCAACCAUGUAACACCUGACUGGAACCAUCCACUGUACCACACAAUGCUAGCCAAACCAGCACAUUGUUGUGACCUUGUAAAAAUGUUAGCGGUGAAAAUAGAGGGAGGAAUAGAGCAGAAAUGUAAUCCUAUGUUAGAAACUGUCCCUUAUGUACUGCUGUGAAGUUGGCCCAAGAGCUGCUGUAUCUGUGUGUUUAUUUCAUAGUGUGUGUGUGUGUGUGUGUGUGUGUGUGUGUGUGUGUGUGUGUGUGUGUGUGUGUGUGUGUGUGUGUGUGUGUGUGUGUGUGUGUGUGUGUGUGUGUGUGUGUGUGUGUGUGUGUGCAUCACCACCAUCAGUGCACUGCUACGCUUUUACUAUCCCCACGGACCUGAAGGAGUAGGAUGAAGUUGUGUUUAGACACUGAUCCGAGGUCAUUUUUCCCCGUUAUUGGGAUUGGGGAAAGGAAACUAUUCCUAGAUCUGUGUCUACAGGCAACAUCUACCUGCAGCAGCCUUCUUCCACCUUACUAAACUAGUCCUACACUUGUUACUCUCUCUGAACAUGGCAACUACGAUAGAUGUAAGUCUCUCUCCGAAUGCUUUUAAGUCUUUACUUAUGAACAUCAUUUUUAGUUACAUUAUUUAACUGAAUGUUUGUCAUGCUAAUGUGUGUUUUUAUGUUCUGUCCUCCAGUGUGUGUGAAGGUAUUCAAUAAAACAAAUGUGUGGAGGGA
Molecule: messenger RNA, 2056 nt
Organism: Oncorhynchus tshawytscha (Chinook salmon)
Lineage: Eukaryota; Metazoa; Chordata; Actinopteri; Salmoniformes; Salmonidae
Gene: mturn
Product: maturin, neural progenitor differentiation regulator homolog (Xenopus)
Exons: 3
Coding region: 360-761 (133 amino acids)
Biological process (GO): positive regulation of megakaryocyte differentiation; regulation of signaling
Cellular component (GO): cytoplasm
Source: RefSeq, a predicted model, not a curated record